Ustilaginoidea virens is the source of this 591-nucleotide messenger RNA. RefSeq lists its product as uncharacterized. The record is from RefSeq and is a predicted model, not a curated record. The transcript is spliced from 4 exons. Bases 1 to 591 code for a protein of 196 amino acids. Lineage: Eukaryota; Fungi; Ascomycota; Sordariomycetes; Hypocreales; Clavicipitaceae.
AUGCGGCCAGUGUUGCUGAGCAUCUUGCCAUUCUCGACUGUCGCUCGCUGUUGGAGAUACGGACCUGAAGGGUUACCUCCCUGCGUUGCAGACUGCAACAAGUCCCUUGCCAAACAAGGACUCAUUCCACACGGCAUGAAGACGGUGUGCGAGACGUCAGAGCUUCAACGGGUUCAUUUUCAGUGUUUGAUCAAUCGAUGUAGUCCCAAGUCGUAUGGCAAGGCAUUGGCGCACUCAAUCUCCACAUGCCACGGCAUGGGCCUCGACAUCAUCCCUCUGCAUCCGAUAGAAGUUCGUCAGUACCUCCCCACGAAACGAAAUGGAAUGGACGACUCCGACAGAGACGUGAAGAGAAACCUUCUUGCCAAUGUGGCCCGAGCAUUUCCAUCUACUCCAGGUUUCUCCAUGGAGUUGACUUGCAACGUUGGCCAGGAUGGUCUUGUGGUGAUGUCAAUCGGAGAGCAGCCUGCUGCUAUGACAUCGAGCACAAGCAGUCGUCAAUGGACGGGAGAUGUGUCCAUGACAUGCGACCACAAAAACCGCGAACAGAGCUAUUCUUUUGGAAGACCCUCGGGUCACCAGCAGCAGUGA